GUGGUGGAAUCAGUUGGGAAUAAACGGUCAUCAAGCACACACACGUCUUCUCAUUAUUCACCGAUACUAUAUUGGCUAACGAGGAUAAAUUAAGUGUUUUAGUGUUAUUAUUAACGUUAAAAUCAGUGCGUGUACACGUAUCACUAAAAUAAAUCAUGUCCGUGGGAAAAAUCGGCGAGUUUAAUGUAUCAGUGGGAAAUUGGACCUUAUACGUAGAACGCCUAGAAAUGUUUUACAAAGUAAAUGAGGUUAAAGACGAAAUGUGGUUACCUACAUUAAUUGCAGUCAUCGGGGACGAAGCUUACGAAUUACUCAGCAAUUUGGUGAGCCCUAAGAAGCCGGCAACAAUGACCUAUAAUGAGGUAGUUAGCAUCUUUCAAAACCACCUGCAACCGAAACCCUCAGAGAUGGCCGAACGCUAUCGGUUCCGACAGCGGAGACAGCAAUUAGAAGAAACGGUAGCCCAGUAUAUGACGGAGUUGAAAAAACUGUCAAAAUAUUGUGAGUUUGGUGCGAAUUUAGAAGAUAACCUCCGUGACCAAUUCGUGUGCGGUUUACGGAGUGACGUUAUUAGGCAGAGACUGUUCGCGGAGGAAAAACUGACCUACACAACGGCUAUCAAAUUGUCAAUCAGCCUGGAGGCGGCGGAACGGGAUGCGGCGGCAGUGGAGCACGUGGAGCAGCGUAGCGACGGCGGCGGCGGCGGCAGGGCGGCGGCGGGGGCGCCCGUGCUGUCCCUAGCCCCCGCGGGGGCGCGCGCCUCACACGGUCGCGGGCGCACCGCGCCGACCUCGGGAUCGGCUACUGGACAACGGCCGGGAACACAGGCGCCAUGCACAGCAUGCGGGGCGAAUACACACAGCUGGGCUCGCUGCAGAUUCAAGAAUUUUAUCUGCAGCAAAUGUAAACAGCGGGGACAUCUUCGCCGGCAGUGUCCCAACCCAGGGGCAGGCCCGUAUCGCCGCGAUGGCAGGGGCAUCCACCACGUGGACACGCGCCUAGACCAGGCGGCACCGCCGCGGGACGAGGAGUCGGAGGACAGCUUGUCCGAGCUGGAGGAGGACCUUCACCAACUUAGCUUGAACGGCUACAGACCGGUAUAAAGGGCUAUUCAGCGGUGGACUGGGAAGGUACAGCAGGGGCAAGGCGCGGCUCCGUGUCCGCGAGGGCAGCGUGCCCGUGUUCUGCCGCGCGCGCCCUCUGCCGUACGCCCUGCGCGAGCGCGUGGAGGCGGAGCUGGACGGCAUGCUGCGGGAGGGGAUCAUUGAGCCUGUGGAGACGGCGGACUGGGCCACGCCGCUCGUGCCGGUACCUAAGGCCGAUGGAGGAAUACGCAUAUGUGCGGACUAUAAGGUAACCCUAAAUCCUGUCUUGCUGAUCGAUAAAUACCCAUUACCUAAAGUUGAGGACUUAUUCGUAGGAUUAAGUGGGGCUAACUAUUUUUCAAAAAUCGAUCUCUCACAAGCGUACAACCAGAUUGAACUCGAGGACCCAGAAAAUUUAACAGUCAUUAAUACGCAUAAAGGUUUGUUUAAAUAUAAACGGCUAGUUUACGGGUUGUCGUCGAGUCCGGGCAUUUUUCAACGGAUAAUGGCGUCAUUGUUGAAGGACAUCCCAAAUGUACAAGUCUUUUUGGAUGAUAUUAUUCUAGCUAGUCAGGAUAUUAAAACACAUUUGUUAUUAAUUGAGGAAGUAUUUAAAAAACUACAAGACGCGGGCUUGAAAUUAAAAG
Messenger RNA from Plutella xylostella (diamondback moth), 1732 nucleotides. RefSeq lists its product as uncharacterized. Gene Ontology annotation, molecular function: zinc ion binding; nucleic acid binding. Lineage: Eukaryota; Metazoa; Arthropoda; Insecta; Lepidoptera; Plutellidae. The record is from RefSeq and is a predicted model, not a curated record.